Molecule: messenger RNA, 1072 nt
Organism: Lotus japonicus
Lineage: Eukaryota; Viridiplantae; Streptophyta; Magnoliopsida; Fabales; Fabaceae
Exons: 3
Coding region: 42-713 (223 amino acids)
Biological process (GO): recombinational repair
Source: RefSeq, a predicted model, not a curated record
UCCUCUCCUUUCAUUCUUUCAACGAAACCUUCAAAAUCAAAAUGGAACAAGAUUUGCCCACCUUCAUCCGCCCUUGCAAACUCCGAGGCAACUCUUCUGCAAGUUCUCGUCCUCUCAUUCCCGGCCCUGCUGGUGUUGUCCAGGCCGCCAUGAUUCAACGCAGCUCCACCACCGACGGACACCUCAUUCCAACCCAACAAUUUGUUAGGCGCGUCGUCGAAGACGGUCACGACACUGAUCCCGAUUUUCACUCCAAUGCUUGGCUUUCAGCCCUGCAAUUAGGCGGAUCUGCAACUCCUCUGGGUUCAAUCACUCACCAUCUAGAAAGGGUCGAUCUCAUCGUCGCAGUUAUCAAAUCAUGCACGCCAAACGGAUUCGGCGAUGUGUCAGUUACCCUGAAGGUAUUUCCAUCUUCCGCGUUCUUUUUCAUCAAUGUCAUGGUAUUUAAAUGUCCUCUGUCAAUGCCAUAUGGGUUUGAGUUGCAGGAUCCUACGGGCACUGUCGGUGCUAGUGUCCAUCACAAGGUUUUCACUGAAAGCGAAUUCGCGAAGGACAUAAAUGUUGGAUCUGUUAUGCUUAUCCAGAAGGUAGCUGUGUUUUCUCCUAGAAAAUCUAAUUGUUACCUGAACAUAACAUUGCCCAACAUAGUUAAGGUAUUCUCCAGUGACUGUGGACCUCCAUCUGAAACAUUCACCGACAUUACAGAAGAUUGAUUAAUGUUAUUUGGCUAAUUUUGAAUUAUUUGCAACUUUAAAAAAUCCUUGACCUGGAUUAUGUAGGCUAUGUUGCGUCCCUUGAAUUAUGUACGUUAUUUUGCUUCAAUUGGAUUAUGUGCGUUAUUUCACUUCCCAUUGGAUUUUGUUUGUUAUUUUACCUGAUUUAAAAAGAGAUAAAAAUGUAAUCAAAUCAAGUAAAGCGUGAUAAUGUGAAAUCCAAACUAAUAAUGCGAUAAAAGUACAGACCGAUAAUAAAGCGUGUAUAAACUAAUAAUGCGAUAAAAGUACACAUAAUAAUAAUGUCACUGCCCCCUGCCCCUACGACCCACCCUACCCCUACGACCUCUGCCUCCGCC